CAAGAAAAUAGCACGUAUUUCUACGACGUUCCCGUUUCUCUACAAAAACAGAUGACACCUUAAUCGUAAUCGAAGGUGGCGCGGUAUAUGGAAGAGUGGACGUCCGUCUGGAUAAAACCAGAAUUUAAUUAGACUGAUCUAACAACUUCCUCCAGAAUGGACAGUAAGUGGUGUGUGAUUGGUGUAGAGGGUAUGACAUGUCAGUCAUGUGUCAACACAAUACAACAACAUAUAGCAAAGAUACCUAGUGUUUUGAAUAUACAGGUCUCUCUUGAAAAUAAAGAAGCUAUUAUUACAUUCCAAGCAGAGAACAUAUCACCACGGCAACUGAGAGAUAAAAUUGACGACAUGGGUUUUGAAGCUAGCGUGAAGCAGGAUGGUGGUGGGAAUGUGAAUGUUGUAGUAAUUUCUAUAGAAGGGAUGACCUGCAACUCCUGUGUGAGAUCAAUCGAGGGUCAACUGUCAAAGGUUAAAGGGAUCGAGAAUAUAACGGUGUCACUGGACAAAAAGGAAGGAUAUGUGAAAUAUGCAUCAAAUUUUAUAUCUGCAGAUGAGAUAAGAGAUGCCGUGGACGAUAUGGGAUUUGAAGCCAGAAUUAAACAUUCCGACAGAACAAAAACUUUUACAGUACACAUCAAUGGUAUGACAUGUGGCUCUUGUGUUAAGACGAUUGAAGGAAAGAUGAGCCAAGUCGUUGGCGUGAGGAGAAUUAGCGUAUUGCUGGAGAAAAGUGAGGCCAUAAUAGAGUACGAUGUGACAAUGUCUGAUCCUGAGAAAUUGAGAGAUGCAAUCGACGACAUGGGGUUCAAAGCUACCCUCAAGGAGAGUCCAGUUCUGGCGGAAUUUGAUCCACUGAUGCAGGUGAAGUUAGAAACCAUGGAAACCGUGACAGUUGAUAUCCAAGGUAUGACCUGUAAUUCUUGUGUCAAAAGCAUAGAGGGGAAAAUAUCUGAACUCGUAGGUGUGCAAACCAUCACGGUUUCUUUAGUAAAUAAUAAUGCAGUAAUAACUUACAAUCCCGAUAAAAUAACUCCUGAGAAGUUGCAGAACCGUAUUGAUGAAAUGGGUUUUGAGGCGUCUUUGUCUUCAAAUGGGAUGUCUACUGUUGUGCUGGGAAUUGUAGGAAUGACUUGUAAUUCGUGUGUUCGGAGCAUUGAAGAGAAGAUAUCUGAACAUUCCGGAGUGAGUAACAUCAAAGUUUCCCUGCAGGAUAAAAACGCUACUGUCUUGUACGAUUCUAGACUCACUGAUGUUGGGAAGUUGAAAGAUGCGAUUGAUGAGAUGGGUUUUGAAGCUAGUUUCCCUGGAGACCGCCUCUCAAAGGCAUCUUUUCAGACCAUUACACUUGAAAUUGAAGGAAUGACUUGUAAUUCAUGCGUUAAAAACAUUGAAGGGAAAAUCUCUGAUAUCCAAGCUGUUAAAAGGAUAACUGUGUCUCUGAAAGAUAAAAAUGCUACAAUAGUUUUUGAUCCAAGUGGGACUGAUCCGGAGAGUCUCAGAGAAGCGGUCAAUGACAUGGGUUUUGAAUGCCGCUUGCCACUGGCACUUCCUCAACAGGGCAUUUUACGAACAGCAUUGAUAACCGUAAUUGGAAUGACAUGUAACUCUUGCGUGAGGUCAAUAGAAGGCAAGUUGGUGGACGUGUCUGGUGUGAACUCUAUCAGUGUAUCUCUGGAUGAAAAGAUGGCGACUAUACAGUAUAAUCCAAUGAAAGUAACAGUUGACCAAUUAGUCAAUGAGAUUGAUGAAAUGGGAUUUGAAGCAUCUGUGCCAGAUGAAGCAAAAAAAAUAGCCAAACCACCUAUAACCAGUUCAAACCAAAUUACUAGCUCCAAGUCCACCGGGGAUAAGUGGAAUGUCAAGUUCAGUGGCGAUUCUGUCAUGGCAACAGACGUAGAGGAAGGAAGUGGAAGGAUGAUGACCUGUCAUCUUCACAUAACGGGAAUGACAUGCGCUUCAUGUGUGGCCUCCAUUGAAAGAAAUUUAUCGAAGAAUAAAGGUAUAAUAUCUGUGCUUGUAGCUCUGAUGGCACAGAAGGCAGAAGUUAAAUAUGAUAGCAGUCAGCUGACACCUCAUGACAUAGCAGUGUUAAUUGAUGACAUGGGAUUUGGUGCUACUGUAUUGGAUGAGGACAACGUAUCAGACGGUGUUGUUGAACUCAUGAUUACUGGGAUGACAUGCUCCUCUUGUGUUCAUCACAUUGAAUCUGCCCUAGUGAAGGAACAAGGGAUUAGAUCUGCAUCUGUUGCCUUGGCAACCAGCCGAGGGAAAUUCAAGUUUGACCCAUCAAUAACAGGACCAAGAGACAUUAUAAAGCACAUUGAGGAUGCAGGGUUUGGGGCAACUUUGGCGAAGAACGACUCAAAAUCGAAAACAGCUGGACUACAACAAAAGGCAGAAAUAAAAAAAUGGCGCCGAUCUUUCCUGUUCUCUCUCAUAUUUGGUAUACCAGUUCUUAUUGUCGUUAUUUACUUCAGAUUGCUAUCUGAUAACAGUUCCCAUUGUAUAUUUCCUGGUGUCUCCUUGGAGAAUCUACUUUUGUUUUUUUUAUGCACACCUUGUCAGUUCAUUGGUGGUCGAUAUUUCUAUGUGCAGGCAUUGAAAGCAAUAAAACACAAGACAACCAAUAUGGACGUUCUCAUCGUCCUGGCAACCUCUGUGGCAUAUUUAUACUCAAUAACCAUUCUAGUUUUAGCGAUAAUAGAGGAAGCACAAGUCAGUCCCAAAACUUUCUUUGAUACUCCGCCAAUGCUGCUCGUCUUUGUGUCACUCGGAAGAUGGUUAGAACAUGUUGCUAAGGGUAAAACAUCUGAGGCACUUGCCAAGCUGAUGUCACUACAGGCAACUGAAGCUGUCUUAUUAAAGCACAAUGAGCUUGGUGAAGUGGUGUCAGAACAACACAUUAGCGUGGAUCUUGUACACCGUGGAGAUAUCUUGAAAGUAGUGCCCGGUGCCAAGGUUCCAGUUGAUGGUCGAGUUAUUGAAGGUACCACAACAGUAGAUGAGUCGCUUAUUACUGGGGAAUCUAUGCCAGUAGCCAAGAAAGUUGGUGCUGCUGUUAUUGGUGGAUCCAUAAACCAGAAUGGAACUAUUAUACUAGAAGCAACACAUGUAGGAAAUGACACCACGCUAUCUCAGAUUGUAAAACUGGUAGAAGAGGCACAGACAUCCAAGGCCCCAAUUCAAAGACUUGCUGAUAGGAUUGCUGCGUACUUUGUUCCUGGAAUAGUUUUAUUAUCUCUCCUGACAUUAAUGGUGCAUGUAUGCCUGGGAUACAGGAAGUAUUCUAACUUGACAGACGGUAUGAUGGUAAGCAUUAACUUGAUGCUCAAACGCCCUCUAGAGGCAAUAAACCAUAAUGAAGUAAUCUGGGAGUUUGCAUUCAGAUGUGCCAUAUCGGUAUUAUGCAUUGCUUGCCCCUGUGCUUUAGGCUUAGCCACUCCUACAGCAGUAAUGGUUGGAACUGGUGUUGGUGCAACUAAUGGGAUUUUAAUAAAGGGUGGUGAACCCCUCGAGAUGGCCCACAAGGUACAAUCGGUGAUAUUUGAUAAAACGGGUACAGUCACAGAAGGAGCACCAAAGGUUAUUGAAACCCAUCUGUUUGUUGAUAACGCAGUGUGCACACUCCGAAAAUUGCUGGCUAUUACGGGUACAGCUGAAAGUAAUAGCGAACAUCCUAUUGGUACUGCUGUUAGCAAACAUGCCAAGCAGGUGCUGAACACAGACAACCUUGGUCACUGCCAUGAUUUCCAAGCAGUACCAGGUUGCGGAAUGAGCUGUACAGUAUCCAACGUAGAAGCACUACUCAGUGACAGAGGACAAGAAAAUAUAAACCAAGGUUUGCCAUUGAAAGUUAUUGCAAAUGGCGGCAUGGUGAAUGGUACUCAUGGUGGGGAAGGUCAAGAUGCACAUGCCAGUAACACUGGCCCUGCAGUAUUAGGUCCUAGCUACGCAGUGUUGAUUGGCAACCGUGAGUGGAUGAAGCGCCAUGGUCGUGUUUCCACGGAGAUGAAUAAAGUGAUGAUAGAGCAUGAGAGCAAAGGUCAAACUGCAGUGUUAGUUUCAAUUGACAACAUUCUUGUUGGAACCAUAGCUCUUGCAGACAGCGUCAAAGAAGAAGCUGCAUUAGCAGUACACACAUUGAAGAAAAUGGGCAUAACUGUGAUAUUGUUGACGGGAGACAAUAAAAAGACUGCCAAAGCCAUUGCCGGACAGAUUGGUAUCAGUUUGGUAUUUGCCGAGGUGUUACCAUCACAUAAAGUAGACAAAGUACAGAAGUUACAGAAAAAUGGAGUUUGCGUUGCCAUGGUAGGAGACGGAAUCAACGACUCACCUGCUCUAGCUGGAGCAGAUGUAGGUAUCGCCAUAGGAACAGGAACUGAUGUUGCUGUGGAAGCAGCUGAUGUUGUACUCAUCAAGAAUAAUUUGAUAGAUGUUGUAGCUGCUAUAGAUUUAUCUAAAUGUACAGUUAAAAGGAUACAUUAUAAUUUUGGUUUUGCCAUUAUUUAUAAUUUAAUUGGUAUUCCCAUUGCUGCAGGUGUAUUGAUGCCAUUUGGUGUGAUGUUACAGCCAUGGAUGGCUGCUGGUGCCAUGGCGAUGUCAUCAGUCUCUGUGGUUACCUCAUCAUUGCUUCUCAAAUUUUACAAAAAACCUACCGCACACAAAUUGAAAACAGAUGACUUCAAGGCCUUGCAUGUUCAGCAGAAGUUCCAGGUUUCCCAUCUGAGUAGUCAACCCAGCCAUGCCAUAAACAUGGAGCUUGAAGAUAUAGAAUUGAGGACGAAGCGCAAAUCCAACGUGCUCGAGAAACUCAAAAACUUCAGUAAAACAGAGCUUGCCCAGGAUGAGAGGAGGCUGCUGGAAGAGGAUGGUGAUGAGGAAGAAUAG
Molecule: messenger RNA, 4887 nt
Organism: Saccoglossus kowalevskii
Lineage: Eukaryota; Metazoa; Hemichordata; Enteropneusta; Harrimaniidae
Product: copper-transporting ATPase 2-like
Biological process (GO): copper ion homeostasis; copper ion import
Cellular component (GO): trans-Golgi network; plasma membrane
Molecular function (GO): P-type divalent copper transporter activity; copper ion binding; ATP hydrolysis activity
Source: RefSeq, a predicted model, not a curated record